CUAGUAUAGGUUGCCGCAUAGCAGGGGUAACUGGGCGCCUACAAGAUGGCAACCGAACCGACAAACCGGCUGAUUGUAAAAUAAGUAGCCGCAUAGCAGGGGCACCACUGCGCCUAGGAGAUGUCAACCACCCCGACAUACCUAUGGCGAAACUGCAUGAAUAUACGUUUAAGAACACGAAAUCAAUUUGGAAUGGUUUUGAGAAAGCUAAAGUUUUGCCGCGAUUUUGAUCCAUUCAUCCAUGCAUUCGUGGGAACGUUCUUGUUUCGAGAAAAGAUUGGAAGAGAUUCAAAGGGAGAAUCUUUUAUGUAACUGCAACUUCUGUAUUAUUUAGUAGUGAAAUUAUGUCUAAGACAAAUACGUUGUACAAUUAUUUUACGUCACCGAAAACUGUCAAGCAACCAAAUAAUAAACCGGUGUCUGAAGGCAAACCUGGAACACCAAAAAGGGCAAAGGAACAAAGGAACAAGGUUAAAACUCCAAACAGAGGAAAGGAAAAUAAAAGUGAGGAUCGAAAAAGAGUUUACAAAGACGAUGAUGAAGAAGAAGCGGAAGAAAAACCAAUUAGACCAGCGCAACCAAAAAAAAGGAGAUUAAUCAUCCCUGAUGAAGAAUCUGGAGAAGACUCUGGGGAUGAAUUUAAACCUGAUGCAGAAGAUGCAUCUGAAGAAUCUGAUUCAGGUAGUGAGGGAGACCCUGAAAGUGAAGUACAAACACAGAGUGAAGAAGAAACACCAGAGAAGAAAAGGAAGCUACCAUCUGGCCCUGGUAGAAGACGUCAAGGAGGGUCAAAGAAAGUUACCCAAGAAAAGAAAGAGUCCAAAGUAUCACAACAAAGUCAAGGCUCGGGAUCAAACAAUAGUACUGUUGAGUCCUGGCCACAUUUAAAAUAUGAUUUUCUUCAACCAAAUAAAAUAAGAGAUAUCAAGAAAAAGUCUCCAAGUGACCCAGAUUAUGAUCCAAAAACUGUCUAUGUUCCAUCAGAAUUUUUGACUCAACAAACCCCUGCAAUGAAACAGUGGUGGGAAUUGAAAAGCAAACAUUUUGACUGCGUUCUCUUCUUUAAAGUAGGAAAGUUUUAUGAGUUGUACCACAUGGAUGCUGUCACUGGAGUCAAGGAGCUUAAUCUUACAUAUAUGCGCGGAGAAUUUGCACAUUCUGGGUUUCCUGAAAUCGGGUAUGGCCGUUUCUCGGGAAGCCUUAUAGAGAGAGGGUACAAAGUAGCUAGAGUGGAACAGACAGAGAAUCCAGAGAUGAUGACGCAACGUUGUAAUAAAAUGGCUAAACCAACAAAGUUUGACAAAGUUGUAAAACGAGAAAUUUGUCAAAUAAGCACCAGAGGUACAAGAGUCUACACUGCAUUAGAUGUAGAAGCAUCAACACCGAAUUCAAACUACUUAUUAUCUCUUGUUGAAAAAUGUUCACCUGGUUCAAACACGUCUCAUUACGGAGUGUGCUUCUUGGAUACCACAAUAGGAGACUUUUACCUUGGACAAUUUGAAGAUGACCAAUGCAAUUCUAGGAUAUUGACGUUACUUGCCCAUUAUCCUCCCGUUCACGUUGUAUAUGAACGCGGUAAUUUGUCUCAAAAAACAUUGCAAAUUUUGAAUAAUGCUUUAGCAGCAUGCAUCAAAGAACCACUCCUCCGCGAAACUCAAUUUUGGUCAUCCAUAACUACGUUAAAAAAUCUUCACGAGGGAGAGUACUUCAUGAAGCCAGAGUCUGGGUUUUCAUGGCCUACUGGCUUGCAGAAAUACCUUAAUCAAAAUGACACUCUAGGUUUAACUCCCGCGGAUGAUAAAGAGUUAGCGGUGCAUGCUUUGGGAGGAUGCGUUUAUCUGCUCAAAGAAUAUUUACUCGAGCAACAAUUGUUGGCUCAGGGACGAUUCAAAUCGUACGUUCCGCCGGAUUUCUCAACUGAAAUCGCCACAUCUUCUAAAUUUGCAAAUAAUAUGGUGUUGGACGCCAUCACCAUUAACAACUUGAGAAUUUUUGGUGAAGGCUCCCUAAUGAAAACAUUGGAUCGUUGUUGUACCCCGUUUGGGAAAAGAUUAUUACGCGAAUGGAUCUGUCGACCGUCUUGCCGCAAAAAUAUUAUAAUUGAACGUCAGGAAGCUAUACAAGAAUUGAUAGAUCGUUCAGAUACGGUGCAAACUGCUCGUAGCAUACUGGCUGGACUUCCAGAUCUCGAAAGAUUAUUAAGCAAAAUUCAUGGUCAUGGAAAUUCGGCAAAAAUGAACAAUCAUCCUGAUGGCAGAGCUAUCAUGUUCGAAGGUCACACGUAUUCGAAAAGGAAGAUUCUAGAUUUCACUAAUAUCCUAAGCGGUUUCGAGGAGGUCUUGAAAGUAGUCGCCCUAUUCGAAGAUUUCAACAGUAGCUUGAUAAGUCGGUGCAUUAAGCUAGAACCGGAUGGCGAAUUUCCUUCGUUAAGAGAAACUUUAGAUUACUUCGAGACCGCGUUCAAUCACGAGGAAGCCAAAAAAGAAGGAUGCAUCGUUCCAAAGGAAGGAGUCGACGACGAAUACGAUUCCGUUUUAAUGGAGCUUGCAGACAUAAAGAAAGAUCUCGAACGGUAUCUUGAAAAGCAAAGACAACAUUUUGGCGUGAAAGUAACUUUUCACGGAUCGGAUAAGAAACGCUAUCAGAUCGAGAUUCCAGAGUCGCAAGUGAAGAAAGUCGGUAGUGGAUACGAACUUCAGUCGCAGAGAAAAGGAUACAGACGUUACUAUACCGCUGAGGCAAAGGAACUUCUGAGCAGGCAAAUAAACGCCGAGGAACAGAAGAAUAAAGUAUUGAAAGAUCUAAAUAGAAGAAUAUUCGCGCAGUUUGGCGAGAAGUAUGACAUGUGGAGUACUGCCGUUUAUAACUUAUCUAUCUUGGACGUUCUAAUUUCCCUAGCAGAAUAUGCCCUCAGCGGUGACAUGUGCGUGCCGGAAGUCAACGAUGGCGCGGAUGGAAACAUAUUUAUCGACAUAAAAGACGGCCGACACCCAUGUAUUCUUUCGGAUAAUUUCAUACCUAACGAUACUUCAUUGGGAAUCGGUGAUUCUGCUACUUUCGUAAUUCUAACUGGACCAAAUAUGGGUGGUAAAUCGACGCUGAUGCGCCAAGUCGCACUUCUUACGAUAAUGACACAAAUAGGAAGUUAUGUUCCGGCAAGUUCUUGUCGUUUAACAAUAGUGGACCGUAUUUUCACGAGAUUGGGAGCGAACGAUGAUAUUUUGGCUGGUCAAAGUACAUUUUUGGUAGAAUUAACCGAAACCGCCGCGAUAUUGCAACACGCCACGCCGUACUCGUUAGUUUUGUUGGAUGAAUUAGGUCGCGGGACAUCAACGUAUGACGGCACAGAAUUAAAGGAAUUGUUCCUUGUGAAAGUGGGAUAA
Messenger RNA from Hylaeus volcanicus, 3383 nucleotides. RefSeq names its product probable DNA mismatch repair protein Msh6 (gene Msh6). Lineage: Eukaryota; Metazoa; Arthropoda; Insecta; Hymenoptera; Colletidae. Gene Ontology annotation, biological process: mismatch repair. Gene Ontology annotation, cellular component: nucleus; MutSalpha complex. The transcript has 22 exons. The record is from RefSeq and is a predicted model, not a curated record. Gene Ontology annotation, molecular function: ATP binding; ATP-dependent DNA damage sensor activity; mismatched DNA binding. Bases 345 to 3383 code for a protein of 1012 amino acids.